AUGGUAGAACCUGGAGAAAAAGAGUUGCAGCUGAAGGCCGUCGUCGGUUUCAGUGGAUCCUUGCCAAACGGACUAAUACUUCAUCCAAAUCCGACGUACCUAAUCUGCGGAUUAGGCUCCGCCAUCGUCGUUCGAAACGUGACAGAGAAAUCGCAGAAAUUCCUGCAAGGACACGACAACAAAAUCAGUUGCAUUGCUCUGAGUCCAUCUGGACGGCUCAUAGCCUCAGGCCAACGCACACAUAAAGGGUUCCUCGCCGACAUCAUUAUCUGGGAUUUUUUUCAAGCCAAAGAGCUCCACAGGCUCCGGCUGCAUAAAGAAUCUGUCCAGGAUCUUGCGUUUUCUAAAGAUGAGACCUACCUGGCGACUCUUGGAGGCCAGGAUGACAAUAACUUGGUUGUCUGGAACGUGGCGGACGGAAAGGCAAUCUGCGGCACAACAGCUGCAGCGGACGCCACGCUUUGUGUCAAGUUCUUCAACAAAACUGAGACUUACCUGCUCACCGCGGGCUGUUAUCAUGUCAGGAUUUGGCAGCUAGAUGCCAAGAACAAGAAGCUUCGACCCAAUGAAUGCCAGCUGGGGAAACUUCAGCGUGUAACGCAAUGCGUCCUGAUCACGCCCGACGAUUCACUGGCGUACUGUGGAACUCAGUCGGGAGAUGUUAUGGAGAUCUCGCUCCGUCACGGAUUAUAUAAGCGGUCGGGUCCCACCAACGGCGUCUUUCCUCGAGGAAUAACAAGUGGCGCACACCUCCCAAAUGGAGACAUGCUCAUCGGGACUGGUGAAGGCAUAAUUGCAAAGAUAGAAGCAGAGUCCCUCGCCACGAAAGGAACGUGCCAAAUCCUUGGACCAGUGACUAGCAUUGUGGUCACUCCCGACCAUCAGCAUUUUUUCGCGGGGACCAGGCAGGGUAACAUUUACUGGGUGGACGUGGCCUCGCUGACGCCGGACAUCCGGUACACUUGUCACUCUGAGAGAAUAAACUGUGUUACCUUCCCUCAAGACCUUUCUGAGCUCUUCGCCACAGCGUCGUUGCAUGAGAUUCGCCUCUGGAAUGCAAGAACUUAUCGAGAGCUACUGCGAAUCCAAAUCCCUCUCGUGGAAUGCUACGCAGUGGCAUUUAUGAGUGAUGGAGAGUCGAUCGUGUCAGGCUGGUCCGACGGCAAGAUCAGGGCUUUUCUACCUCAGUCGGGAAGGCUGAUGUAUGAAAUCAAUGAUGCGCAUAAAGAUGGGGUGACAGCAAUUGCCGGAACCCAGGACAGCAAAAGGAUCAUCAGUGGUGGGAUUAUGGGAACAGUCCGCGUGUGGAACAUCGACGGACUGAGCCGAAAGAUGCUUGCAAGUCUGAAAGAACACAGAAGCCGGAUUUGGUCGCUCCAGUUGCGGAAGAAUGACAUGCAUGCAGUGUCUGCCUCCGCGGACGGAAGCGUUAUUGUGUGGGAUCUCGCAACGUAUACUUCUGUUAUGUCAUUGGUGGAGAACACAAUCUUUAAGAGCAUAGCGUAUCACCCUGAUGAAAUCCAGCUCCUCGCGACUGGAAGCGACAGAAAAGUGCACUUCCUGGACACCUACGACGGCGGCAAGAUACGCGAUAUUGAGGCAUCCGACAAAAGUGAAACAAACUGCCUGGCAAUAACGCGGGAUGGAAAUUACUUUUGCUCAGGAGGCGAUGAUAAAAUGCUGCGGAUUUGGGACUACGAGAGCGGUGAACCCCUCUACCGUGGAACAGCGCACACCGAUGCAGUCACUUGCUGCUGCAUCAGCCCGGAUCAGACGACACUUGUUUCUACCGGGCAAGAAGGAGCAAUAUUCGUGUGGGAGAUUCCCAAGGGUAUUAGGUGCUGCAGCCAUGACAAGCCAGAAAGGCUCCCGCAUGCGUCCCUAGAAAAACGUAACCACACGUGA
Molecule: messenger RNA, 1905 nt
Organism: Besnoitia besnoiti
Lineage: Eukaryota; Apicomplexa; Conoidasida; Eucoccidiorida; Sarcocystidae
Product: flagellar associated protein
Exons: 7
Coding region: 1-1905 (634 amino acids)
Biological process (GO): cilium assembly
Molecular function (GO): protein binding
Source: RefSeq, a predicted model, not a curated record